Messenger RNA from Dioscorea cayenensis subsp. rotundata (Guinea yam), 810 nucleotides. Its product is annotated as agamous-like MADS-box protein AGL80. NCBI's taxonomy places the organism in Eukaryota, Viridiplantae, Streptophyta, Magnoliopsida, Dioscoreales, Dioscoreaceae. Gene Ontology annotation, biological process: positive regulation of transcription by RNA polymerase II. The record is from RefSeq and is a predicted model, not a curated record. The transcript has a single exon. Gene Ontology annotation, molecular function: DNA-binding transcription factor activity, RNA polymerase II-specific; protein dimerization activity; RNA polymerase II cis-regulatory region sequence-specific DNA binding. Bases 1 to 810 code for a protein of 269 amino acids.
AUGAAUCAGCAAGGAAAGCAACGUUUCAAGAAAAGAAGGAAAGGUCUAAUGAAGAAGGUGAGAGAGCUGAGUGUUCUAUGUGACGUGAAGGUCUGUGCAUUAGUGUAUGCUCCCAACGAGUCUCAGCCAGUGGAUGUUUGGCCAUCUGAACCAGAAGCCAUGCGUCUUGUUCAGAGGUUCAAGAGCAUACCUGAGAUGGAGAAGAGCAAGAAGAUGAUGAACCAAGAGAGUUUUCUUAGACAGCGUAUCACCAAGCUACAAGAACAACUCCAGAAGCAGGAGAAGGAUAACAGAGAGAUGGAAACCAGUGUGUUUUUGUAUAGAGCUUUGGGUGCAGGUGGGAGUGUUUUACAGUGCAUGAAUGUUCAGGAUGUCACGUCCCUUGCAUGGCUUGUUGAGAUGAAGAUUAAGGCUGUGCAGGAGAGGCUUGAUCUUUUGCUUACCAAGGCUAGAAUGCCACUCAAGGUGGAGCAGCAGGAGGUGGAGAAGGUUGUGGUCACUGGGACUACAACAGAAUCAGCACCGGCACCGGCACCGGCACCGGCACCGGCAAUGGGUUUGAACCUGGAGGAGUUCCAAGCACAAGAUUGGUUCAUGAGAGCUAUGAUGGGCAACCAAUACCAUCCUCCUCCUUCUGCCAAUGCUCCUCCUCCUCCUCCUCAUCCUCAUCCUCAUCAUCAGGAUCAAGGGAAUGUUAACAUGACUUCUAAUUUCAUGGGAGACCUGGGUCUUAAUCUCAUGCAGAUGCAGCAGCCUUAUGUUAAUGACCAUUAUGGAGACUCUUUCCUUGACUCUCUCUUCUCUCACUAA